AUGUGCAAAGAGUCGGUCAAGCACAACUCCCACAACGGGGUCCCAGGGGCAGGGACAGAGUACAACCAUAGAACAGAAUUAAGGUUGGAUCAGGAUCGGGACAACAUUUCGGGAGGACUGGAGAACCUCGGGCUUCACCACCGGAGUAGAGACCGAACGGGGUGUGACACCUUCACCGCAAGUAUGGACCCCGAUGCCUGCCGCAACUGCGGCAACAGCGGGAAGCACAUCAUCUUCCUGGACCACCGGUGCGCCAUCCAUGAACGCGACGACGCCGAGCGCGACAAGCUUCAGGCGGACGCCGCUCUCGAGCGCGCCCGGGAAAUCUGUGAGACGUCGCUCAACCUCAUGAAGCGGCAGAUGCAGGAGCUCGAGGACGCCAACACAGCCAUUGACACCCUCUCACGCGCCCUCGCCGCCGCUGAUGAGCGUCGCGAGAGAAUCCGUAGAGAUCUGGGUACUCACGGCGAUGUCUGCUUGACGGCACGGUCGAAUUUGGAGGCUGCGGAAGAGAUGGCCAUCGCCGCCGCGGGCCGGUAUUUCGAAGCGGGCAGGGCUGUUUCCGCGCUGGAGGAGAAGGAGCAGAGGUCCGAGCCAAGCUGGAAUGUCAAUGAUCAUGCACCGGUAGACGACGAGGGAGACGAAGAGGAGGAGAGACGCGAGGAAGACGACCGGAGGUGGCAGAGGUCCAACGAGAGGUUUUGCAAAUGGCUGAGGCAAUCCGAGGCGCAAAGGCAGAUUAUGAAGUCUUCGUGGACGAAACUGCGCGUCGCCGAGAGGUUGGCGAGCGAGAGUGUCGAAGACGAGCAGGUUGCGAGGCAGAACCGGGUUCAGGAAUGGGCUGCUGCGCGGAGAAGCGAUGUCCCACCCGAGGAAGAGGUAACUCUUGUCACCGAGGGAGCCGAGUCAGAGCCUGCCGCGCCGGUCACCGUACCGCCUACGCCGGCUGGUACGAGGUCCGAUGUGCGGAAAACGCCGGCGGUUAGGACGCGAGGGAGGAGUGGACGCGUGGUCGCCGUGGCGGCGCCGCCUCCCCCUCCGCCUCCGCCGUCACCACCGAAAACAACCACUACGACAGGAAGACCGGCGAGAGGCGCGAGGAGGGUGGAGAGUCAGACGAGGUCCGAGCCGGCACGACCUACUACUGCCACGAGAGCGAAGCGGGAGCCUGUGACGGCGAACCAGAAAGCUGCGGCGGCGGCAAAGAUGAUUUCCGAAAGACCGGCUCGGACGACCAGGGCGGGACGAACGGGGAAGACACCGGCUGCGGAGGCCGCAGCUGUUGCUGCUGCUGCGAGUGCGAAUUCUACCUUGACGGCGGCUGCGGGAAGGCCGCAGAGGGCAGCGAGGAGGAAAUCAAGAGUGCAACCGUACCCGCAAUCGCAGCCGAGAUGGAAGUAA
This is a messenger RNA of Colletotrichum truncatum, 1401 nucleotides long. RefSeq names its product UbiD family decarboxylase. The record is from RefSeq and is a predicted model, not a curated record. NCBI's taxonomy places the organism in Eukaryota, Fungi, Ascomycota, Sordariomycetes, Glomerellales, Glomerellaceae.